Messenger RNA from Gloeophyllum trabeum ATCC 11539, 267 nucleotides. RefSeq lists its product as uncharacterized. Lineage: Eukaryota; Fungi; Basidiomycota; Agaricomycetes; Gloeophyllales; Gloeophyllaceae. The coding region runs from base 1 to 267 and encodes 88 amino acids. The record is from RefSeq and is a predicted model, not a curated record. The transcript is spliced from 2 exons.
AUGUCUCGUCACCCGUCCCCGGGGCCCUCCCAGUCCCUCCACUACGGCCAGGUCCUCCAGGCAUCGGCGCCCACCCACCCCUCGCGUCAGAAGUCGAGGGCGUAUGCCACGGCGGUCGCUGCUGGCGCGGAGGAUAUAAAAUACCAGCUCAAGUAUAAGGAGUUGAAACGGAAAGUGAAGGAGAUUGAAGCGGACAAUGACAAGCUAUACUUUAAAGUGCUUCAAGCGAAGAAAAACAUUCAGAGGAUGAGACUGGAGCGAGCGUAA